AUGUCACUUUUUCAGGCUCCAGAUCCAAAACCUCCAGGUCGCAAACGCGGCCGCCCUCCAAACGCGACAAAGCCGACCACGAGCGCGUCGCAGGAUCGUCCCGACGAGUACGAAGCCGACGUCGAGGAAGCUGCGCGUCCAAAGCAGCGAGGACGACCUAAGAAGAGCGCCGAUACCGUCGAACAGUCGCCGCCACAGGAGGAGGCUCCUAAAAGGAAGCGCGGUCGGCCGUCUCUAGACUCAAAAGAUGGCGACGCGACGGCAGAAGCGCAACCCAAGCGCAAACGCGGUCGGCCUUCGCUCGAGAAACAACGGGAUGAGGAGGAUGUGGUAGAGGACGCGCUGAAACCGAAACGAGGGAGGCGUUCGAAGCCCACUGAGGAACAGCAGGAGGAGCAGCCAGAUGAGGAUGAGGCUGUAGAGAACGCAGAGAAGACAAAGCGACGCAGGGGCGCAAAACCCACCGAGGAGGAACAACAGAACGAGGAAGAAGUGGUAGAGAAUGCUGGGAAGAAGAAACGAGGCAAGCGCGCGAAACCUACCGAGGAAGAGCAGCAACAAGACGAAGACGAAGCUACCGAAGGCACAAAGAAGCAGAAGCGAAAGGCGCGCGCAAAGGCGACAGAGGACGAACAGCCCGAGGAGGAACAACAACAACCACGCAAGCGAGGCCGCAAGGCAGCUCAGCAACAAGAGCCAGAACCCGAAGAAGCAGAACCCGCGCCCAAGAAGAGACGUCGACGCGAAGCGCCUGCUGAAGAGGAACCCGAGGAAGAGCAGACUGUUCGACGAGGUCCGCGAAACUCUUUACGCGACCUUGGUGCUGACAGUGUUCAUAACAAGGGCGCCGAGGGAACCAAGUCGAAGAAGAAGAAGGGUCGAGCAUCAGGUACACGAGAAGAGGAAGCGGAGAAUCAUCAAGAUGAAGCACAACCAAAGAAACGCGGUCGACGGAAGGGAUCGAGGCCAUCAGCAGAAAAUGCAGAAGCCGCCAAGGAACAGGAGCAACAAGAUAACGGCAACAAACGUCGUCGUCGUACUAGCAAAGAAGCCGCCUCCUCUUCAGAUGAAGAACUUCCAUCACCGCCAAAGCCAUAUCCUCACAUCGCCCCCUACACCCGCACCAUCAAAUCCUCAACCAUCGCCGCAAAAUGGACACCUCUCACAGGCGCAUCCCUUCCCGCCGCCUCAUCCAUCCUCACCCUCGCCCACCAACCCAUCCUCCAACGCACAUCAUCAACCCGAAAUCGCAGAACCCACGCCUCAGCAGCCCUCCACCUCGUCUCGCGUCGCAUAGAGCGCAAGCUCGCCCGUGGUCUCCCCUUCCCACCCGCCUCUUCAUCCGGCGGCGCACGCAUAGGGAGACGAAGAGGAGCAGACGCUGAUGGUGGACGUGCCCUCGAGCUGGACUUUGAAGCCGUACUAGACGGGAAGACAGCGUUGGAGAGACAGCUCGUGCCGGCAAAGCAUGCGGUUGAGCUGCUCCGGGCUGAAAAGGCUAGGAUGGAGCAAGAGUUGGAGGAUGACUAUGAAAAAUUGCGCAAGCUGGAAGCCGACGCGAGGGCGCAGACGAGAGAGCGAAAGGAUUUAUAUCGCAAAGCUCAUGUGUUGGCGCCUACAUCGCAACCUCUACCGAAAGACCCAGACAACACCAUCACAACAGAUGACCAGUCUAAUAUAAUACAGCAUCUCAUCGAUACACCUCUUGAACCGCUGGCUCUUCAACUUGCCGGUCAUGUUGAGAGCAUACGCGGUAACCUCCAGCAGGCUGAUGGAGUUGCACCUCAGCUCGCACGCACAAAGGCAGCUUUGCAAGAUGUGUUGCAUCGGUACUUGGACAGUGGAGCUUACGAGCAGGUCCUUUUGGGAUAG
Messenger RNA from Fusarium vanettenii 77-13-4, 1872 nucleotides. RefSeq lists its product as uncharacterized. Bases 1 to 1872 code for a protein of 623 amino acids. The record is from RefSeq and is a predicted model, not a curated record. Gene Ontology annotation, molecular function: DNA binding. The transcript is spliced from 2 exons. NCBI's taxonomy places the organism in Eukaryota, Fungi, Ascomycota, Sordariomycetes, Hypocreales, Nectriaceae.